Messenger RNA from Paraglomus brasilianum, 1614 nucleotides. The record is from the annotation of a GenBank genome assembly. NCBI's taxonomy places the organism in Eukaryota, Fungi, Glomeromycota, Glomeromycetes, Paraglomerales, Paraglomeraceae.
AUGGCCGAUAAACCUCCGCUGGUGACAAUAUCCACGGAACAGAGCCGAGCUAUAUUCAGUAUAGUUGUGCCAUUAAACAUUAUAUCAAUAUGUUUCUGUUUAAUAGCCGUGAGCGUGUAUUUUCUCAUCAGACACCAAUACAGUUCACUGGCAGAUAGAGUGUCAUUCAGGCUGAGUACUGCUAUUACCAUAUCAGACAUUAUGUACUCAAUAUUUCAGAUAACGAGUUUGAUGGCUACUACUCCAGGUCCACUUUGUUCGUUUACGGUAUGGGGAUGGGUGUUCUCUAGUCUACUGUCGAUAUUCCUUACCAAUUGCAUUGCCAUCAAUCUACUAGCUGUGUUCGUACAUGAGUAUAGAGGAAGACAUAAUUUGGAAAGAUAUUACUUGCCGUGUUCUUUUCUUUUGGCACUUGUACUGUCUUUGCUACCAGUUUCAAAUAAUAUGUAUGGGUGGGACGAGCCAGAAUCUGUAUGCUGGUAUCGUGGCUCAGGUAGAAAGCGCAAUAUCAUUUGGCAAUGGUCAACUCUCUUUGCAUGGCAACUACUCUCAGUUUUGUAUUGUCUGUUUGUCGUCAUUGCUGUCAUGGUUAAGUUAAAAGAUACCAAAGACGCGUUGGCGAACAAUUCGCAAAAAGCUUCCCAGACCAACCCAUCGGGCAAUAAACUAAGUUUGGCAAUGAAGCAAAAGAAUUUAAUUUUAGUAGUAGUGAGAAAAGUCAUGUGCUAUCCACUUGUGCCAAUUAUUACACAAACACCAAACUUCCUAAUAGAGACGUUGGCAUAUACCAGCCGAAAAGUUAACUACGAAUUGCUUAUGAUGACUUACAUAUGUUCAAGUAUACAAGGUAUACUGGAUGCGCUUGUAUUUUCUCAGGAUGUUGCAGUGGCAAAAAGUCUUAAUAACCUUAGUAUCUAUCUUUGGAAAAAAUACAUAAACCCAUACGAAGAACUAUAUCCACACAAGUCACACAAUAAGGCGGUCGUAUUGAGACGCAAAAGCGUAUUCGAAUCGAAACCACCGGUUACAUCUGAAUCGUAUACAAAAUCAAGCUCAUCGAUCAUCGAAGUAAGAGAGAACCCCAGCUUUUGGGAACGGAUGAGAUACAAUCUGAUUAUCAAAAUUUUCAUGGAGCCAAACAACGAAGCGGCCGAGAUAGGAUGCGAAAAAAGUCCCAAGACAUCACAACAUGAAAUGCAAGCUCUUCAACAAGACAGAUGUGAGACACUCGACACAGAAUGUAGCAACGAUAUAACAGGGGACAAUCACUUGCAGAACGAACCGUCGAUAUCAUCUUUGAAAUCUCCCUCAACUAUAAGUUAUAUUGGUGACAUAUCCAACGAGAAAACCGUAUCUCAACUACAUCCGCAAUCCGCACUAUCGCAUCCUCAAUUCGAGUAUGCUGGUCUACAUCGGCGCUCAGCUUCAACUCCUUGGGACUCUAUUGGAAAUGAAAAUCCAAUGCCAUUGUCCGUAGUAGAAAACUUUGCUCAUAAAGCAUCGCAAUCACUACAUAUCUGGGUACAUAGUGAUAGUGAUGUAACUUCGGUUGAAUCGAGCACAAAUAAUGAGAGAGAACAAAGAGAACUCGAGCUUAUUGUAAAGAAACUGUAA